Ilyonectria robusta is the source of this 1212-nucleotide messenger RNA. RefSeq names its product FMN-dependent dehydrogenase. Bases 29 to 1189 code for a protein of 386 amino acids. Gene Ontology annotation, molecular function: FMN binding; oxidoreductase activity. The record is from RefSeq and is a predicted model, not a curated record. The transcript is spliced from 6 exons. NCBI's taxonomy places the organism in Eukaryota, Fungi, Ascomycota, Sordariomycetes, Hypocreales, Nectriaceae.
CAAUCAUACAAUCGCACAUUUGGAAGCCAUGCAUACUUUUCUUGUCUUCUUUUUUGCCACUCUAGGCUUGGCUGCUCGACCAUUCCUCAAUGAACCAGAUACUGGGAUCGAAAGUGCACUGGAACUCCCCUCCAACGGGUCACUGCCGUCAUUGAAUCGCAUGCUUGGACUUCCAGAUUUCGACUAUCUGGCAAGAGAGACACUGGACUACCCGAAAUAUGCAUUAGUCUCCCACGGCGCCGGAAGUGAAUUUUCUUAUAGAAACAACUUGGAGGUGUUCGACCGAUUUCGGUUUCGUCCCCGCGUCAUGGUUAACAUUACCAAUAUCGAUGCGAGCUUGAAGACGUCGAUUCUUGGACAUGAAUUUGAUCAGCCCUUCUUCAUCAGCCCAUUUGCUUCAGCGGGUGUGACCAACGCGGCUGCAGAGGGAGGCUUGGUCGGCGGGGCAGGUAAACAUAAUGUUCUCUACAUUGCCUCCCAAUCUUCGACACUUUCCAUGGAGGAUAUAUCGGCGUUGAAGAGUGACGGUCAGGUCAUAUGGCAACAGAUCUCUCUGAAGAACAUUGGUGAUGAACCACCUGUCGAUCUUUUUACCAAGAUUGAAGCCGCUGGUAUGAAAGCUAUUGUCCUGACGGUGGAUUCGGCUGGUGACAGGUAUGCCUACCGUCCCAAGAGAUUGUUGCCAGACCCAACAAUCGGCCGCGAUCCUCGAUACACUUUCAUGAGCUGGGACUUUUACAAGGAGCUUCAGAACGCGACGUCUCUCCCAAUCAUCCCAAAAGGCAUCCAGACGGUCGAGGAUGCUCGUAAAGCGAUCGAGGUUGGUGCACCAGCCAUUUUCCUCUCUAACCAUGGUGGCCGCGUGCUGGAUGGCGCGCCUUCACCUUUGGAGGUUGCUUGGGAGAUUUAUCAAGAAGAUCCCGAUGUUUUUAAGGAGAUCGAGGUAUAUGCCGAUGGUGGAGUCCGGUAUGGUACCGAUGUUAUGAAGCUUCUCGCGCUUGGCGUAAGAGCUGUUGGUCUUGGGCGCCCCUUCGUGUUCGCCAACCUCUAUGGAGCCGAUGGAGUUUCUUGGGCCAUUUCUCUACUUGAAAAAGAGGUGACCAGCGUCGGGGCUAACCUUGGUCUCUCUGAUAUUAGAGAUAUUAACCCUUCUUAUAUCAAAUUGACCUCCACGCAGUGGAAUAGCUGAGGUUUCAACCUUGGUUGGCGUUU